Molecule: messenger RNA, 3800 nt
Organism: Microtus ochrogaster (prairie vole)
Lineage: Eukaryota; Metazoa; Chordata; Mammalia; Rodentia; Cricetidae
Gene: Adcy8
Product: adenylate cyclase 8
Biological process (GO): adenylate cyclase-activating G protein-coupled receptor signaling pathway; intracellular signal transduction; cAMP biosynthetic process
Cellular component (GO): plasma membrane
Molecular function (GO): adenylate cyclase activity
Source: RefSeq, a predicted model, not a curated record
AUGGAGCUCUCGGAUGUGCACUGCCUUAGCGGCAGCGAGGAACUCUACACCAUCCACCCGACGCCCCCGGCCGGCGACGGCGGGAGCGGCUCUCGGCCGCAGCGGCUGCUGUGGCAGACGGCGGUGCGGCACAUCACCGAGCAGCGCUUCAUCCACGGGCACCGGGGCGACGGCGGCGGGGGCUCACGCAAAGCCUCGAACCCUGUGGGCAGCGGACCCAACCACCACGCGCCGCCGCUGUCUGGCGAUUCGACGCUGCCCCUCUAUUCUCUGGGCCCCGGAGAGCGAGCGCACAAUACUGGCGGUACCAAAGUCUUCCCGGAACGCAGCGGGAGCGGCAGUGCCAGUGGCAGCGGGGGCGGGGGCGACCUGGGCUUCCUGCACCUUGACUGUGCCCCGAGUAACUCGGAUUUCUUCCUCAAUGGGGGCUACAGCUACCGUGGGGUCAUUUUCCCUACCCUACGCAACUCCUUCAAGUCUCGGGAUCUGGAGCGCCUCUACCAACGCUAUUUCCUGGGCCAGAGGCGCAAAUCCGAGGUAGUUAUGAACGUGCUGGAUGUACUAACCAAACUCACCCUCUUGGUCCUCCACUUGAGCCUGGCCUCGGCCCCCAUGGAUCCACUCAAGGGCAUCCUGCUGGGCUUCUUCACCGGCAUUGAGGUGGUGAUCUGCGCCCUGGUGGUGGUCAGGAAGGACACCACAUCGCACACCUACCUGCAAUACAGCGGAGUGGUCACUUGGGUAGCUAUGACCACCCAGAUUCUGGCAGCGGGCCUGGGCUAUGGGCUUCUGGGAGACGGCAUAGGCUACGUGCUCUUUACACUCUUCGCCACCUACAGCAUGCUUCCCCUGCCGCUCACCUGGGCCAUCCUGGCGGGCCUGAGCACAUCGCUGCUGCAAGUCACCCUUCAAGUGCUCAUACCCAGGCUUGCGGUCUUUUCAAUCAAUCAGGUCCUGGCCCAGGUGGUGCUAUUCAUGUGCAUGAACACAGCUGGGAUCUUCAUCAGUUACCUGUCGGACCGCGCCCAGCGCCAGGCCUUCCUGGAGACACGGAGGUGUGUGGAGGCCAGGCUACGCCUGGAGACAGAGAACCAAAGACAGGAGCGGCUUGUGCUGUCUGUGCUUCCCAGGUUCGUCGUGCUGGAAAUGAUCAAUGACAUGACCAACGUGGAGGAUGAGCACCUGCAGCACCAGUUCCACCGCAUCUACAUCCAUCGCUAUGAGAAUGUCAGUAUUCUUUUUGCAGAUGUCAAAGGAUUUACCAACCUCUCUACGACCUUGUCCGCUCAGGAGCUGGUCAGGAUGCUCAACGAGCUCUUUGCCAGAUUUGACCGGCUGGCCCAUGAGCAUCAUUGUCUUCGUAUUAAAAUCCUGGGGGACUGCUACUACUGUGUGUCUGGACUGCCUGAGCCCCGCCAGGACCACGCCCAUUGCUGUGUUGAAAUGGGCCUCAGCAUGAUCAAAACCAUCAGGUAUGUGAGAUCCAGAACGAAGCAUGAUGUUGACAUGAGAAUUGGAAUCCACUCAGGCUCCGUGCUAUGUGGCGUGUUGGGUCUGAGGAAGUGGCAGUUUGAUGUCUGGUCUUGGGAUGUGGACAUUGCAAACAAACUUGAAUCUGGAGGGAUCCCUGGGAGAAUUCACAUUUCCAAAGCCACCCUGGAUUGCCUCAAUGGUGACUACAAUGUGGAAGAGGGCCAUGGUAAAGAAAGGAAUGAGUUCUUGAGGAAGCAUAAUAUAGAGACCUAUUUGAUUAAACAGCCUGAGGAGAGCUUGCUAUCAUUGCCUGAAGACAUAGUCAAGGAGUCGGUGAGCUCCUCAGACAGGAGGAACAGUGGGGCAGCCUUCCCAGAAGGAUCCUGGAGCCCAGAACUGCCUUUCGACAACAUCGUGGGCAAACAGAAUACUCUGGCUGCCCUAACAAGAAAUUCAAUAAAUCUGCUUCCAAACCAUCUCGCACAAGCUUUGCAUGUCCAGUCUGGGCCUGAGGAAAUUAACAAGAGAAUAGAGCAUACCAUCGACUUGCGGAGUGGCGAUAAGCUGAGAAGAGAGCAUAUCAAGCCAUUCUCACUGAUGUUUAAAGACUCCAGCCUGGAGCACAAGUAUUCUCAAAUGAGAGAUGAAGUUUUCAAGUCAAACUUGGUCUGUGCAUUUAUCGUUCUUCUGUUCAUCACUGCGAUUCAAAGUUUGCUUCCUUCUUCCAGGCUGAUGCCGAUGACCAUCCAGUUCUCCAUUCUGAUCAUGCUGCACUCUGCCCUGGUCCUCAUCACCACAGCAGAGGACUAUAAGUGUCUGCCCCUCGUCCUCCGCAAAACCUGCUGUUGGAUUAAUGAAACGUAUCUGGCCCGGAACGUCAUCAUCUUCGCUUCCAUCCUGAUUAAUUUCCUGGGAGCAGUCCUAAAUAUCCUGUGGUGUGAUUUUGACAAGUCGAUACCCUUGAAGAACCUGACUUUCAAUUCCUCAGCUGUGUUUACAGAUAUCUGCUCCUACCCAGAGUACUUCGUCUUCACGGGGGUGUUGGCCAUGGUGACCUGUGCGGUUUUUCUCCGGCUGAACUCUGUCUUGAAGCUGGCUGUGCUGCUUAUUAUGAUCGCCAUCUAUGCCCUGCUGACCGAGACCAUCUAUGCGGGUCUCUUUCUGAGUUACGACAACCUGAACCACAGUGGAGAAGAUUUCCUGGGGACCAAGGAGGCGUCACUGCUGCUGAUGGCCAUGUUCCUCCUUGCUGUGUUCUACCAUGGACAGCAGCUGGAAUACACAGCCCGCCUGGAUUUCCUGUGGCGAGUACAGGCCAAAGAGGAGAUCAACGAGAUGAAGGAGCUGAGGGAACACAAUGAAAACAUGCUGCGUAAUAUCUUACCCAGCCAUGUGGCCCGUCACUUCCUGGAGAAAGACAGAGACAAUGAGGAACUAUAUUCACAAUCCUAUGAUGCCGUUGGGGUGAUGUUCGCUUCCAUUCCCGGAUUUGCAGACUUUUACUCUCAGACGGAAAUGAACAACCAGGGCGUGGAAUGUCUGCGCUUGCUGAAUGAGAUCAUCGCGGACUUCGAUGAGCUGCUUGGGGAGGACCGGUUUCAAGACAUAGAGAAGAUCAAGACCAUUGGCAGCACAUACAUGGCUGUCUCAGGACUGUCACCAGAGAAACAGCAAUGUGACGAUAAAUGGGGGCACCUGUGUGCCCUGGCUGACUUCUCUCUUGCCCUGGCCGAAAGCAUACAGGAGAUCAACAAGCAUUCGUUCAACAAUUUUGAACUCCGAAUUGGCAUCAGCCAUGGCUCAGUGGUAGCAGGUGUGAUUGGCGCUAAGAAACCACAGUAUGACAUUUGGGGUAAAACUGUGAACUUGGCAAGUCGAAUGGACAGCACAGGGGUGAGUGGCCGGAUCCAAGUUCCAGAGGAGACUUAUCUUAUCCUGAAGGACCAGGGCUUUGCCUUUGAUUAUCGAGGAGAGAUCUAUGUGAAGGGGAUCAGUGAGCAAGAAGGAAAAAUCAAAACAUACUUUCUCCUCGGAAGAGUCCAACCCAACCCAUUCAUCUUGCCCCCAAGAAGACUGCCCGGGCAAUACUCUCUGGCUGCAGUUGUCCUCGGCCUUGUCCAGUCUCUCAACCGGCAAAGGCAGAAGCAACUACUCAAUGAGAACAGCAACACAGGCAUCAUCAAAGGACAUUACAACCGGCGGACUUUGUUAACACCCAGUGGGCCGGAGCCUGGAGCACAAGCUGAAGGCACCGACAAAUCCGAUUUGCCAUAAAAGCAUUUUCUUUGUGUUUCUUUCUCUUUUUUUGUAUUUCUUUUAUAUAUAAA